AUGUUAGCAAGCUUGAGUGAAGUGAAUACAAAUAUGAAGCUGGUGCUCUCAAGGUUCACUGACCGCGAAGAUCCGCGUCAAUUUGACUGUGGACUAUCCAGCCAACAGUUCCCUUUGUCAUCUGAAGAGGAACUGGGAACUUUGGACGCUUAUCUAGAGCAAAAAGACGUGAGAAACAGAUUUAUGGCCAUGUUGACACGUUUAAUGGAUGAUGAUCCUAAAACCUCUAUGCGAUAUAUUCUGUCCUACAUCAUGAAACCUGAAAUCGCCAUUAAUUUCACGUUACUGGGUACUUCAUCAAAACGAGCGAUUCAGAAGUGCAGGUUUUACGGCUGCGUACGAAGUGCACUGACUAAUCGAUUCCUGUCGUCAUCUGUCAACGAGAAAGACCUUGUGAAACUAUAUGACAUGGCGACACAAAGUUAUUUCCACGAUAUGAGAGACAAAGUACAGAAGCGUCAUCGACGGAACAAAGGACACGUACAGUCUUCCGUGUUCAAGGAUAUAACCAAUUCACAAGAAUUGUUUGACUCCAUAUUUUUGAUACUUGACAGUACAAAGUCACAGUAUAUUUUUCACAUUAUUAUUAUUAUGGCAGUUGGAUCAUAUGGAUUUGGAAGCACUAAGAUUAUUGUAAACGCUGAUGAUGGAUUUUACUCGGAUAUCAGGGACCAGGGCAUUGUUUCAUGUCUUUCAGCAGUAGAUCGUGGAGUAUCAGACGUUUCAGUUCUAAUGAAUGGUGCGGUUGCAAAAGGUCUGCUUUCUUCUCCAUACCAUAAAAGACCACAAAUGUCCUUACUGUUCUCACAUAUCACACGGCAUAGACAAAUCCCGGGUUUGCAUUUUAACUUGACUGAAGGGAAACCUUUAUCCAAGACGAAGUUUGUACAAAGCUUACUGAAUGAUAAUGGUUGUUUCCUUGGUAAGCAUGGAUUUCGAAGGACUUUGAUGUUCUCUGGGAUUAAGAUGAAUGAAGUUGAAGUUGAACUGGAAUCACAAAUAAAUGCAUUUCGAGAUGUUUUUGGAACUAUUCCCAGUCAUUUCGAUGGUCAUCAACAUGUUCAUGUUUUACCAGGGAUUGACGUGGUCGUGGCUAGUGUGAUCUCUCGGAUUGGCAUUAAGUGGAUACGUGUUCCUAUGGAAUAUAUUCCAGAAACAUCUUGUUAUAUAACCGAAUCUGAAAUAAAUUUCUAUAGAGAAGUAUCUGAUCAAGCGAUGAAAGCAAAAGAAAUAUUUUCAUCAUAUAGUUUAAAAUAUACUCAAAAAUUCAUUGGAAUGGCACUGAUGGGAAAAAAUCAAACAAUAGAAUUAUUGGACCAGUCUUUAUCAUCUUUUAACAAUUGUAAGAACAUUGAAUUUAUGGUUCAUCCUGGUUAUAGGACAAUAAAACACACCAAUGAAUCUAAUAAUCUUAAAGGUUGUGGAGAUCCUGAUGGUCCUGAUUUAUUUUCACAGUCAAGUGAUCGAGAACAUGAAAUGCUUUUUCUUACAAGUGAUGAAUUUAAAGAUUAUUUAAAGGUACAUAAAUAUGAACUUUUGACAUUUUCCGACUUAUCAUAAAUCCAUAGUUUAUUUCCGCUAUUGUUGUUACUGUUGAAACUAUAAUUCUU
Molecule: messenger RNA, 1610 nt
Organism: Schistosoma rodhaini
Lineage: Eukaryota; Metazoa; Platyhelminthes; Trematoda; Strigeidida; Schistosomatidae
Source: the annotation of a GenBank genome assembly